CAUUUACCACACAGUCUGCAUGUUGAGUAAAAUAUCAUUUAUUAAUUGCAUAUUUAUUAUGUGUGGCAGGACAAUUAUUCCAAAUGUAUGCAACAUUUUACCAUAUUUUAAAUAUUAUUAUUAUUUAAUGUCAUUUAUUCUGCCUAAAAUGACUGCUUUAUUUCUCUUUUGUAUCAUAAAGUGGUUAAAGCACGACAAAAAAGAGGGGGAAAACAUCCCCAAAACAAAAUCCUCAAAAAGCUCUGUAGCUCUGACUUUCACUACAUUUCCCAGGAUGCUCCGGCUUCCACCCGUAUACGCGCUGCUUUUGCACGGCCGCUGCUGUCUUUGCAGAUUUAUAAACAAUGCAGCUAGGGUCCCACUCGAUCUGCAAAAAGGAAACGGAGGGAAAUCCAGAUGAUUGUCUCAGCUGCUGAAAUGCGUCGCCGCUCGUGAAUGUAACCUCAGUUUAUAUUUGGCUUAAAGGAGACGCAACAAAGCGCACAAAAUGGUUGCGCUCCAGGCCCAGGGCGAAUAAGUAGGUUUACUAUAGCUUUAAGAACGCGAAAAUAGUGUCUGCUUCUUUAAAAUUAUAUCGGUUUAUUAAUGAAUAGAUAAUUAAGAAAAGUUUUCAAUUUCUAAUCAAUAAAUAUAUGCAUUUAAUUUGCGACGAACUCUGCGCACUCACAGAAAAUGUCCCACUGUUGGAUAAAGGCCGCCUGCAAUCAAAACGUCUUUAAACCAGAUGUGGUCCGUUUUUCCUCUAAUUGCAAGUAAACCUGCUUGACUUAAAGCGGAAUUUGAGGUAGGCUGAAGUGUCUUCACGGUGAUGGAACCGGUCGGCGACCGAACCGGGGAUGUAAAUAAAGGCGAAGAACCGGCGGAGGACAAGGCCGCAGAUCAGACCCCGGCCCCCAGUACAACCGUUCCGCCGCGGAGGGGGCUCAGGGAGCGCGGAGCAGGCCGCCCGAGGUCCGGCGUCUCCGCUUCGUUGACGGACGUUAACGGAGCUGCGUCUAGCCCGCAGAGCUCGGGACGGGUUUUGAGGGACAGGUCAACGAGGGCAGUACCGGCCUGGCUGAAGGACACCAAGAGCGACGACGACGAGGACGAACCGAGCCCGGACACCGGUGCGACCAAGCGGAGGAAAGUUUCCAACUCCAGGCGGAAGAAAAAUUCUGAAUCUGCGGGUUCGGUAGAGGCUGGAGGGGGGGUCGCAGGUGACAGCCUUCAAGGCACAGACUCGGAGGACCCAAAGAAACCUGCCACAGAUGCUCAAGCUCUUCCCUCCAGACGCCCCCCAGCUCAGACCCGUGCCAAGCCCCCGUCUGGCAGGGCCAGCCGCGGCUCUGCCAAGCCCGUGUGUAAGACUGAACCUGGGAUGGAGAAUCCAGCCGCAAUGGAAGGAGAGGUGAACAAUAAAGAGAAGUAUGAAAUUAAAAAGAAAGAGGAGGAAAGCAUGGAUGUUGCUCAACCGGUCUUGGAUGAUGAAGAAUCUCUGUUUCAGGACGACCCUAACGACCUCAACUACCAGCCACAGAGUCAGAGUGGUGCAGAGGAGGAAGAGGGCCUCAGCACUGACGAAGAUGUUCCUUUUAGAGACGACUUAAAUGAUCAGAGCUACGACCCGAAGGGUGAAAGGGAUGCCCCCAAACCAAAGCGCAGAGCUCCUCCCAGACAGAAGGAGAAGAAAGAAAAAGAGAAGGCGCCUAAAAAAGAGAAAGAAGUCGCGGAGAUAAAGAUAGAAGGUUCGGACAACGUGGAGAGCGUGGAAGAGGAAGUAAAGCUAGAAGAAGAAAUUGUGGAGGACCCAGACGGACCCAGGAAGAGAGGCCGGCGGAAAAAAGACGACAAAACACCACGGCUGCCAAAGAGAAGAAAGAAGCCCCCGGUGCAAUAUGUGCGCUGUGAAAUGGAGGGAUGCGGGACAGUCCUUGCUCAUCCUCGCUACCUACAGCACCAUAUAAAAUACCAGCACUUGCUCAAGAAGAAAUACGUAUGUCCUCACCCGUCUUGUGGAAGGCUCUUCCGCCUACAGAAGCAGCUGCUGCGUCAUGCAAAGCACCACACAGACCAGAGGGACUACAUCUGUGAGUUCUGCGCUCGUGCCUUCAAGAGCUCCCAUAACCUGGCUGUGCACCGCAUGAUCCACACAGGAGAGAAGCCCCUACAGUGUGAGAUCUGUGGCUUCACCUGUCGUCAGAAGGCGUCUCUCAACUGGCACAUGAAGAAGCAUGAUGCUGACGCCACCUAUCAGUUCUCCUGCUCCAUUUGCGGUAAGAAGUUUGAGAAGAAGGACUGUGUUGUGGCUCAUAAGGCCAAGAGUCACCCGGAGGUGCUUAUCGCUGAAGCGCUGGCAGCCAACGCCGGUGCUCUCAUCACAACCCCUGCCUCCCUGCUGGAGCUGCCAGGAAACCCCAUGCAAGCAGAGGUCAUUGGUUUGGACGUGAGCCAAGUAGGGCAGGACAGCCAGGUGGACCAGCUGAGCCAGGAAGGGCAAGUUGGGCAGCAAGUGGCUCAGGUGUCCCAGAUGGGUCAUGUGACCCAGCAAGUGAGUCACCAGGUGGUUUUACUGGGACAAGACCAGAGCCUCCAUACCAUGCAGGUGCCAGUGACGAUUGCCCUGUCCCCUAUCGACCCCCCCUCACCGGCUGACAACCAGCAGCAGACUCACCUGCAGCUGCAGAUGCCCGUCCAGUUCGUGCAGGCCGCUCAGCAGCCACAGCAGUCCCAAAUCCAACAACUGACCCUCCAUUCCAGCUCAGUGGUGACCCAGCACCAACCCCAGCUCCAGCCCCUUCAGUCAUAUUCCUCCCAGCAGCAGAGCCAGGGGCAGACGCAAAUCCUCCAAAUGACCUUCCAGCCUGUCAGCCAGUCCCAGACCCACAUUCAGCAGAUCCCCAUCCUCGCGACCUCCCAUCAACUUCAGACCCUGCAGACAGCCGCCCCGAGCCCCCCUCUCCUGUCCCCGUCCCAGCCCCACGAUCCAGCCUCCACCAACGGGGACAGCUUUAUUCUGGACAAUCCGGUGCUCGCGUCCUCCUCUCCAUCAGCCAACUCCCUGCAGCAGACAGAGGCUGUGGGGGAGGACGGCGUAGUCUGGGAGCAGACAGGACAAGGGGAGGUUUUGGCUGACAGCACUGAGAGACAUGUGCAGCAGGCCCUCAUGUAACACAACGUUUGAGCGCACAAAGAAGAAAACAAAGGAAGAUUACGUCAUCACUGACCUGGUAUACUGUAUUGCAAUGUUUGAGAUAAAUGUAGGAUCACCAAUAUAUUAUGUACUGUUCACUCAUAGUCACGUUUGGUAGUUUUUUAGAAUAUCUGUAUCAGGGAAAGAUAUGUAUGUGUCUGUAUGUGUCGUUGCCUUUGUACAUAACAGUCCUGUAAACUUAACUAGCCUUUUAUGUGAGUGUGUGUGUGUGUGUGUGUAUUGAUGCUGAGGUUAUGUUGCAGAGCUGUUGCUAUUAUGCAAUAAUAUAGCAUACCUCUUAGUAAUAUACAGUGGCAGGUUUGGGAUAAAUCAGAUUAAUUUAUAUAAUGAAUUAAAGUCAAAACGCACGCUAGAAAGCUAUAAACAUCCUCAGUACGUGUGGGGGUAGGCAGCCAUUUUUUCAUUUAUUGUCCAGAUCUACUGUAAAACAUUCACUUGACAGGGUUUAAAAGAAACAUGUAACAGAAGAAACACUGAACUCACAAAGAAAGAUUAAACUUGGAAAGGUAGGGACAGAAAAAGGGGUGUUGCACAGGCCUGUAAAAAGUCACAAAAUAUGCAUAUUUUAAGGAUUCUGGCAGUGUCAUUCAUCCUGUUUCACUUAUAUUUAUGCAGCUUGCUGUUGGUUUACUCUGAAGGAAUAAUAACCCAUACAAUAUAUGUACUCCUCACUAAAGUCUUAGGUUGUUGAAGGCAGCCAACAGGUGACCCUGGACGUUUGAAAUACCACAUGAGCCUAAAAUAACAGCAAGCACAGACACUGAAUUAGACAAAUUAACUCAAAAUCUGUCCGUAACCUUUGAAGUGUAAUGUAAUUUGCUAAGUGAGGCUUUGUAGAGACAUAUGACAAUACUAAAUCAGCACCUUUCUGACCUGCGAUAUAGGAUGUGUGGUAGCGCAAAAACACAAGCUGUUCAUUUAUAUGAUGUAAAUAAACAUCUUAACAUUUA
This is a messenger RNA of Lates calcarifer (barramundi perch), 4143 nucleotides long. RefSeq names its product ZFP91 zinc finger protein, atypical E3 ubiquitin ligase (gene zfp91). The record is from RefSeq and is a predicted model, not a curated record. Gene Ontology annotation, biological process: regulation of transcription by RNA polymerase II. Gene Ontology annotation, molecular function: transcription coregulator activity. Gene Ontology annotation, cellular component: nucleus. Lineage: Eukaryota; Metazoa; Chordata; Actinopteri; Centropomidae.